Molecule: messenger RNA, 6361 nt
Organism: Oenanthe melanoleuca
Lineage: Eukaryota; Metazoa; Chordata; Aves; Passeriformes; Muscicapidae
Gene: FER
Product: FER tyrosine kinase
Exons: 20
Coding region: 253-2721 (822 amino acids)
Biological process (GO): Fc-epsilon receptor signaling pathway; peptidyl-tyrosine phosphorylation; chemotaxis
Molecular function (GO): non-membrane spanning protein tyrosine kinase activity; ATP binding
Source: RefSeq, a predicted model, not a curated record
GCCGCGUGCAUUGGCCCGCGCGGGGUCACGCGGCGCGGGCGGGGCCCGUGACGCGCGCGGCGGCGGAGGGGGCUCGACUUGUCAGAGUCCCCAGAAAAGAAAAGAAGAAAAGUAUAUUUCAGUAGGUGAAAAUCAGAGGAAGUAACUGCUGACAUAGGAGAACUGUACUUAAAGGACAUUUCUGAAGGAAAACUUUGAAGAUGUGGUGAAGAGCCUGUGUUUUCCCCUGUGUGGUAUAUUGUGCCUUAAAAAAUGGGGUUUGGAGGUGACCUGAAGUAUUCUCAUGAUGCUUUGUUAAAACUGCAAGACUGGGAACUACGACUGCUGGAAACAGUGAAGAAAUUUAUGGUAAUGAGAGUAAAAAGUGAUAAAGAAUAUGCAUCCACUUUACAAAAUCUUUGUAAUCAAGUAGAUAAAGAGAGUGCUUGUCAACUGGAUUAUAUCAGCAAUGUGUCCAAGUCUUGGUUGCUUGUGGUACAGCAAACAGAACAGCUAAGCAAAAUAAUGAAGACGCAUGCAGAGGAUCUUAAUUCUGGGCCCUUGCACAGGCUUACAAUGAUGAUCAAAGAUAAGCAGCAAGUUAAGAAGAGUUUCGUAGGUGUUCAUCAACAAAUUGAAGCAGAGAUGUACAAGGUCACAAAGACAGAACUAGAGAAACUUAAAUCUAGCUACAGGCAACUAAUAAAAGAAGUAAAUUCUGCCAAAGAAAAGUAUAAAGAAGCUGUGGCGAAAGGAAAGGAGACAGAGAAAGCCAAAGAUCGGUGUGAAAAAGCCACUAUGAAACUUCAUAUGUUGCAUAACCAGUAUGUGUUGGCACUGAAAGGAGCACAAUUACAUCAGCACCAAUAUUAUGAUACUACACUUCCUCUGUUACUUGAUUCACUACAGAAGAUGCAAGAAGAAAUGAUUAAAGCCCUAAAAGGGAUCUUGGAUGAGUAUAGCGAGAUCACCAGCCUUGUAACAGAAGAGAUUGUGAAUGUUCAUAAAGAGAUCCAGACCUCGGUGGAACAGAUAGACCCUAACUCUGAGUAUAACGACUUCAUAGAUACUCACAGGUCAUCAGAAGUUGUUGAACAAGAAAUAGAGUUUGAUACGUCUUUGCUAGAAGAAAAUGAAAACCUUCAAGCUAAUGAGAUAAUGUGGAAUAAUUUAACAGCAGAAAGUUUGCAAGUCAUGUUAAAAUCAGUAAUCGAAGAACUGAUGCAGACACAGCAAACCCUUUUGAGCAAAGAGGAACUUGUUUUGGAACUAGAGAAAAAAAUAGAAGAGUCGUCUAAGACAUGUGAAAAGAAAUCUGAUAUUGUACUCUUGCUGAGCCAAAAGCAAGCACUUGAAGAACUUAAGCAAACAGUCCAGCAAUUAAGAUGUUCUGAGGCAAAAUUUGCAGCCCAGAAAGAAUUACUGGAACAAAAGGUUCAAGAGAAUGAUGGGAAAGAGCCACCACCUGUAGUGAAUUAUGAAGAAGAUGCCAGAUCAGUGACUUCUAUGGACAAAAAGGAUAAAGUCUCAAGAUUUGACACUAUACGUCAUUCCAUAGCUGGAAUCAUAAGGUCUCCAAAAUCCAUGUUGGGUUCAUCAUCGUUCUUUGAUGUAAUCUCAACCACUGAGAAGCCAUUGGCUGAGCAAGACUGGUAUCAUGGUGCAAUUCCAAGAAUAGAAGCCCAGGAGCUGUUAAAACAGCAAGGAGACUUCUUGGUGCGAGAAAGCCACGGGAAACCUGGUGAAUAUGUCCUUUCUGUGUUUUCAGAUGGACAACGGAGGCACUUUAUCAUACAAUAUGCUGAUAAUCAAUAUCGCUUUGAAGGAACUGGUUUUCCAACUAUUCCUCAGCUCAUAGAACAUCAUUACACAACAAAGCAAGUUAUUACCAAGAAGUCGGGUGUUGUUCUGCUUAAUCCGGUUGUUAAGGAUAAGAAAUGGGUUCUCAAUCAUGAAGAUGUCACACUGGGGGAAUUACUGGGCAAGGGUAAUUUUGGUGAGGUAUAUAAAGGAACAUUAAAGGAUAAAACUCCUGUUGCUGUAAAAACUUGCAAAGAAGAUCUUCCUCAGGAACUGAAAAUAAAAUUUCUGUCAGAAGCCAGAAUACUCAAACAAUAUGAUCAUCCUAAUAUUGUAAAACUUAUAGGAGUUUGCACUCAACGACAGCCUAUUUAUAUCGUUAUGGAACUUGUACCAGGAGGUGAUUUCCUGUCAUUCCUAAGAAAGAAGAAGGAUGAACUGAAAACCAAACAGUUGGUGAAAUUUUCAUUAGAUGCUGCCUCUGGUAUGGCAUAUCUUGAAUCUAAAAAUUGUAUACAUAGAGACCUGGCUGCAAGGAACUGCUUGGUAGGUGAAAGCAACAUUUUGAAAAUAAGCGAUUUUGGGAUGUCCCGACAAGAGGACGAUGGUGUGUACUCAUCAUCAGGCCUAAAGCAGAUUCCAAUCAAGUGGACUGCUCCAGAAGCUCUGAACUAUGGGAGAUACACAUCUGAGAGUGAUGUAUGGAGCUUUGGAAUCCUUUUGUGGGAGACCUUCAGUUUAGGAGUAUGCCCAUACCCUGGAAUGACCAACCAACAAGCACGAGAGCAAGUUGAAAAAGGCUACCGAAUGUCUACACCACAAAAAUGUCCAGAAGAAAUAUAUAAAAUAAUGCAGAGAUGCUGGGACUACAAGCCCGAAAACCGGCCAAAAUUCAUUGAGAUUCAGAAAGAGUUGUCUUCAAUCAAAAAGAAAGUGACAUAGUGAUGAAGAAGUGCCAAAACAAUGUCUGGGACUUAAUUUUCCAGUGAAGUAAUUGUUUCCCUCAAACACUAUGCAUUUAUACAGCAUUAUUUGCAAUAUUCUUCUAGGAUUACUUUGAAAUUAAUUGGUGUUCCAUCUUUAAUGGUGUCUACACCUGCAUUAAAGAUAUAUACUGCAAAGUGCUAUAUAUCCAGUCACAGUAGUACUGUAAUUUAGGUUACAUGUACAUAGGAAAGCACAUACUAUAAAUUUAAGGGACUGUGGCUUCUGUUUUACAGCAAAUAACUGCUAGUGACAUUUUUCAGAGGUAUUCUACUUUAAGCUGUGCUCUCACUCUGCUAUCCCUGUCCUGUAUGUCAGCAUAUUAAUAUGGGGAUUGUCAUACAUGUUGGCCUUAAAAACUGAGGACAGUUUUGACAAGUAUUUCUACUAGAAGCUUUUUUUUAAAAAAAAUCCUUUCUGCAUCUGAUAUAUUUAGGUGAAGCAUGAAGCUCAGUUAGAUUCUGAAUGGAAGAAUCCUGAAUUUUUUUUGGUAGUUGAAUUACUUGUGCAUUUAUUACCAUGCAAUAGAAAUACUUCUGACUUUUUAUGUGAUCUCCUUAAAUCAUGCCUUUUCUGUCCUUCAAUGCCAUCGGAAAUCAGUAGUAUGUUUCUUUUAUGGUGACCUAUGUUUAUUUUAGAAAAAAGAGACCAAUAUAGAGUCUUGACUGCAUAUGCUAAGAAAUACUGCAAACUAUCUGUCUUCCAAAAAAUAUGUGAAAAUAGUAAGCCAAGAAAAAGAGGUUUAUUAAUGAUAGCAGCAGAUAACAAGUAUCAUUGAUCGUAGAGGAGCUAAAGAAUAUGUUGCUAGAUUUGCUUUUGACCCUGAUGUUUUUCCUUAAAUUUGUAAAAAUUCUCAGAAUGCAGCUUAAUGCUUAAGCUUAUUCUGAACAGAAGAACAUUUAAUGCAUAGUGUCCAAAGGAAAAUACUACUUCUGUAUGGCAUGAGGAAGUUGUUCAAACAACCAAAAGGAAAGAAGUGUGUUUAAAGCCUCUGACAGGGAACAGCAGAGUAGAAAUAGUAACCUUCUAUUUUUUCUACAUUAUUGCAAUCAAAUAUCAAAAGACUGGGGAUAAACAAGGUUUAAAUGCACCAAGAAUAUAAACCUUGUGUUUGUAUAUAUAUACAUAUAAAUAUAUAUUAAAAAAAAAAGCCAGGAAGAAUAAAAACUUACUAGAUAGGAGAGGGAGGAAGUGCACCAUUUGUUACUUUGACUCUGAGUCCUCUUUGCAGCUGGAAUUGUUUUCUAGGGCUCUGCAUAGAAGUAGAAACAAGUUACCAUAUCCCUGUCUGAGUUCCAGCAUUAAGGUGCUUAAAAUGUUUCUAGGAAUUUACUAAAAUGUUCAGAUCAAGGGAUACCAGUUGCUGCUAAUGCAAGUAAGAAACAGGGAUUGUAAGUAACACCGCUUCUGGAAUGUUAAUUAGCCUUAUAUUUUAGUGUUACAGUGGGAUUGAGAUGUAGUGAAGUCUGUGGCUACAUUACAUUUUUAUUUCUGUUAGGGUGGCUUUUCUAUUGUCCACAUCAUCUUUUGCUCUCUAAAGUAUAUUUACAGUAGUGCUGAGUGGUGGUUUAGGGCUAUGUGUGACCAAAAUAUGUGUAGUCUAGAAGAAUUUGUCUGUGACAUAGGAAUUAGUGUCCAACUACAACAGUGAAUGGUUGUGUGGGAGCACAUUGCCUGCAUUUGAGGUGGUACUGUCAGUAUCCAGCUGUAAGGAAAGUGCUUCUUGCAUUUUAAGUGACUUUUUUUCUUGGAGAUAAGGAAGCAAAUAUAUAUACACAUACCCAUGAAAGUGUAGUGCUUGGAAAACUUGGUGGCAUAAAUUAAAACUUCAUUGUGAGUGUACUGGAUAUAUUUACUUAGUUCUGUACUUCAAGUAGCCCAGAGAUAUUUUCCAAAAGCAAUAGGAAACGUUCUUGUUAGUUUGUAUGCUUCUAAGUAGUACACAGAGUCUGUGCCUUAAUUUGCUAGUAUGCUAAUGCAAGUGCAAGUGUACUAAAAUUUAAGAAAUGUUUCACAAUCAUUUGGGAAAAUCCGAGAUUCAUCCAACUGCAUUUACUUACUUACAUAUGCAUCCUUGAAGUCUGCAAGUAAGGAUAACAGUGUCAGCAUUCAUAGUUUUCUGGAGAAUUAAAUAUUCUUUUGUUAGGAAGAUGGACUGUUUCUUUGCUAUAUGCCCUCCCGACAGCAAGAAAUACUGCUUUAUUCAGAUAAAAUAAAAUACUGUUUUAUUUGCCACAAAUUAACCAGUCACCAUCCUGACUCUCACAGAAAGAUAGAAACAGUACUAACAUUUUAUUCUGAAAUGGUUAACCUCCAUACAUAUAUAUCACACUUCUGCUUAAAUCUUCAGUUUUUUAAAAUGGGAAUUUCUACAGCAUUAGAAAAAUUUAUUGCUAUUACUGUAGUAGGCACCAGUUCAGUUCAAAACUGGUGAUACUUCGGGAGAAUACCAGGAUGACUUUAUGGGUAUAGAAUAAAUGUCAACACAGGUACAUGUCUUUUCAAUUAUUUAAACUUUUUGUAUCAUUAAUUUAACAGUUUGUGGCAGAAUCUGUUCAUCAUGUCUGACUUGUAAUUGUUGAAACUAUUCAAUUGAGGAAGUGGAAUCCAUACCUAUAGAUACUGUAGGCUUCUCACAGGAGCAUUCACAACCAAGCCUGCCAUGCCAUGAAAUUGUGGCGCUAAGGAAGCAAAACUGCAGUAUCUCUCUCCAUGGCCUUUUGAUGACUUAAUCUUCUCAGGUUAAUCUUACCAGCUUAGUCAGAUUCUGGUCAUUUGGCUCAUGUGUGGUGUUUAUCAUAGAGAACUUACAAAGAAGUUAAGCUUAGGUCUCUUUUGCAAACAUGGAUUUCAGGUUAGGUUGUUACCCUGGCACUGUCACAACCAGAGGAAAAUCUGAGGGAAUCCUGAGUUAUUUUACAUUGUUAAAUGUAGGAAACUCUGAAUACUGUUAUCCUCAGCUUGUAACACAAGAAGGAAUUCAACAGGGUAUUUCUUAAUUUUGUAUUUUUCCUAGGAAUUGCAUCCUUAUUUUAAGAAAAUUGCUUUGACAGCAAAAAGUGCAUCUUUAGUUAGUUUUUUGUGGAAAAUAAGCACCUAUUAGCUUCCAUGUCCAGUCAUCAGUGAAACCAUAAGAUUCUCUAAGCUUCUUUAUUUUAUGAAAAGUAAAACAGUGAAAAGUACCUUGUCUGGAAACAAAUCUUGCUUCAGCAAAAGGUGAUGUUGUAGAGUUAGCAUCCCACGAAGGCAUUAUGUUUGAAAUGUGCAUUUUCAUUAGUUUCUGUGAAAAACCAAUGAACUAGCUUUUCAUUCAUCAACUACGGUUAUAUUGCAUUUCUUCGUAACAAAAAUAUGCCAUUUUGCAGAAUUGCCUAAGACUUUUUUGGAAAUUGCUAUUGGGAAGUGCAUCACCAGAAGGCCAUCAGUGAGAACUGCAGCUGGUAAAGCCCAUUCUUACUGACAGGAAAUAGAAAACUGGUUAAGGAAAUAUUAGGUUAUUCAUACUUAAGUAUUUCUUCAUUAAUGUCUUUGACCACCUGUUAUGCUGACUUAAAUCUUACAAGCACAUAAAUUAAAAUUGACUAUGAAGUUACCCAUA